UGGUGUACCUAUUGUAAUUAUUUAUAUUGCUCGUGCAUCCGAGUCUCUCAUUUUAAAAUCCGGCAUUUUUCCCAAAUUCUGCUUGUCGAAAUCGAGAGUAAAUGCAGACAAAUUUUAUCUCGUUUAAAGGGCGUUUUGUAUCCUUUCGAAAAUGGGUCACUAGUUCUUCGUUCGUUUUAUUCGUUCAAGUUUCAACGUUACCUUAUCCAUCCGUAGUAAGAAGAUAAACGAGCUUUAUCACAAUAUUACUGAUAUCAGUACCGCUAUCACUACUCGUUACCUGAAACCAAGCUCAGUCUCUUUUACUAAAUCAGACAAAUCGGUACAAUUUACUUCUGGAUAUUGAAAAUGCGGAAUGAAUCGUAUCUCGGUCGUGUUUUUGCUUUCCCAAAGUUGAUCGUUUUCUGGUGCCUUCUUGUUCUACUGACCAGUCACAUAUCAGCACAAGUUGAAAAUGAAACGUUCGAAAGUGUAUUUGGACUGGAUAGGCUGGAUAAUAAGGAAUCGAUGUACCCAGAAAUUAACAAGAAUACCGGACAAAUAUCUCCGAUAGAAACGCAAGAUUUAUCCGAGGUAGUGGACUUGAUUAAAGAUGAAGAUGAUCACAAGGAAGGAAUGGAGACAGGAGCGGAAGAUGUCCCAGCCAGUACCAAUGACAACCCCGACGAAAAAAAUAUACCUGAGGGUAAAAUCAUGUCUUCGUCUGGUUUCUCUAAGAAAAUGAUCGGAAAAAAGAAUGAGAAGUAUGUGAGGUACGAUUCCGAUUUACCGGAAGCAGACAGAUACGCGCCUCGUCCAGAUGAUUCAGUUCCAAAUUAUGUCUUAACAGAGACGAGACUGAAAGAAAUUCGAUCAGAAUUUAUGUAUUGGUACUUCGACAAGGGUGGUAGCGAUGACGAAGGCGAUUAUCAAAGGGAAAUCCAAGCUUCGACGCCACAAGUACACAAGAAUUUCAAUUUUCAAUUACCAUUCUUUGGCUUCAGAUUCAAUUACACCAGAGUAUCAAUGAAUGGCUUCCUAGAAUUUAGCGAUCCUCCGAUACAUUAUACAUAUCCUCUCGUAUUCCCGAUCAAAGAUUGGCCAAGGAAGAACGAUCCUAGUUUUAUAGGGAUAUUUUUCAGUAAAUGUCGCAUAGGAGAAAUAAGACCAACCGACAUAGAUCAGAGGAGACCCGGUGUAUACUUUAGACUGGAACGAGAUUUACAAAGGAGAACAGAUCAAUUUGGCGUCGAAAUGCGUGAACGCCUCAAAUGGGAUAUCCGCGAAGGAAUUAUUGGUACAGAUGCCUUCGACCCUAAACACGCAGUCAUAGUAACGUGGAAAAAUAUGUCCUUCACCGGUGGUAUCGAUAACUCCCUUUACAACACGAACACGUUUCAAAUGAUCCUGGCCACAGAUGAAGUGAACACCUACGUCAUAUUUAAUUACCUGAAUAUUCAAUGGAGCAGUCACACGGAAGCUGGUGGUGAUACAAUGUAUGGAGAAGGUGGAGUCCCAGCAUUUGUCGGUUUUAACGCUGGAAAUGGCACACGAAGCUACGAAUACAAGCCCUUCUCUCAAAUGUCGACGAUUCGCGAUUUAACCGGAAGAGGAUGGGCGAACGGUUUUCCAGGACGUCAUAUGUUUAGGAUAGAUGAAAACAUAAUGCCUGCAGUUUGCAAUAAAGAUAUUUCUGGAGCAAAUUUGCCUCUUGUGUUUGCACCCGAAAGCGGAAACAUGUUAGGCGGUACCAUCGUGAAUAUUACUGGUCCGUGUUUCAACGAGACUGAGAAAAUUCGAUGUAUGUUCGAAAGUGAGUGGGUGAUAGGUACUGUAGUGGACAAAAACCGAGCGAUAUGUGUUCAACCAUUCGUGAAGGCACAAGGAUAUAUUCGAUUCGCGAUUAGCAUUGGUGACAGUAAAACAUACAAUUGGAAGGGAAAAUAUUUCAUUGAAACCCCAGCUACAGCGACCGAGAAAAUCUUUGUGUCCAAUAGCGUUCACCAAGCAUAUCCAGCUGAAAUAAAAAUUACUUGGGAUCGAUACAAUUUAACCAGCAAUUUGAACGCGGGAGUACAAAUAUCUUUGUGGGGAUAUCGUGAGACGAAAACUACUCCCGAAUUUGAAUACAUCACUAAUUUGGAGACAGCAUAUACGAAUUUGGGUAGCUAUAUUAUAAGACCAGCAGCAUACCGUGACUUAAGCAAUCCUUAUCAGCAAGACAUGACUUUCGGUUUUAUCCAGCUCAAUUUAACAGAUCCGCAGCAACAAACUGGCCUUAACAUCACACCGAGCCUAUGGAGUAGACCAAUUCCAUUAGCCUGGUACUUUGCUCCACAAUGGGAAAGAGGGUAUGGAUCAAAAUGGCCUCAACGACUUUGCGACAAGUGGAUCAUGAACGACAGAUAUUUGAAAAAUUUUGCGGCGGAAAUAUCCCUGUGUCCGUGUACUUUAAAACACGCAUUAAAUGACAAAGGUCGUUUCCUUCCGGAUUACGAUUGCGAUAAAGAUUCGAAUUUGGAUUGCAUGUAUAAUCUGCAUGCGCAUCAUUGUGUGAGAACAGGGGCGCCAAACAUGGACGGUUCUGAGCAGCAAUGUUGCUACGAUAAAAAUGGCUAUCUAAUGUUGACUUACGAUCAGCAAUGGGGUUCGAGACCACAUAGGUCCCACAAUUUAGGAUACUAUCCAUGGGACGAGGCGAACAAAGUACCAACUCUUUCUCAUUGGUACCACGACAUAAUACCAUUUUACAUGUGUUGUAUGUGGCAAGAAGAACACGCAGUCGGUUGUGAAACGUUCAGAUUUGAAAGACGACCAAGUCAAGAUUGUAUCGCUUAUCAGUCUCCAGCUAUCGCGACGGUGUUUGGUGAUCCUCAUAUUGCAACAUUCGAUGGCUUGGAAUAUACCUUUAAUGGAAAGGGAGAGUUCGUUUUAGUACGUGUGAAUAAUCUGAAAGAUAAGCUUGACGUGCAAGGUAGAUUCGAGCAGUUGCCGAAUAACGUGUAUGGUGAAGUUAGGGCUACGCAAUUGACAUCUGUAGCAGCAAGAGGAAAUAAUUCAGCAACCAUAGAAGUUCGAUUAAGGCCAAAACACUCGCAAUGGAGAUAUCGCCUCGAUGUCUUCGCCAAUAAUCGUCGAGUAUACUUCGAUAGGCCAUCCAUAAAAUUUCAACACUUUACCGGCGUUGUUGUUUAUACACCCACGUACAUUUUAAAUCAGAGUGAAGUGAUCAUCAUGUUUGAUACUGGUGCAGGUGUGGAAGUAAUCGAAAACGAAGGAUACAUGUCAGCCAGAGUUUACUUACCCUGGACGUACUUGAAUAAAACCAGUGGUCUAUUUGGAAAAUGGAAUUUUGACAUUGCGGACGACUUGACAAAUCCGGAUGGACAGCAAGUAGCAGCGUCCAAUUUGAACCACUUUGAGGCUGUACAUAAAGACUUUGCGAUUCAUUGGAUGUUGGAAGAUAAAGAAGACGACGAUAAAGGAGGACCAUUGUUCACCAGAGAGUUUGGCAGAACUGCGAGUUAUUAUUCCAAUAGAACCUUCGAGCCCGAGUGGCGUAAGACGCCUGCAGAGAUACUACCUUCGAACAGGUCGUACGAUAUACAACGAGCUGCUGAUCUUUGUGGACAAUCAUAUCAGUGUCAAUAUGACUACGCAAUGUCGCUCAAUCGUGAUAUGGCUCAUUUCACGAAAAAUUAUUACAAUACGUACACUGAAAUAAGGGAUAUCAAUAUAAAUGAACGAGUGGUAUCAUGCGGUGUAUUGGAGACACCACGCUUCGGACGCAAGAGUAACUUCUUCUUCGUGCCAGGUACGAAGGUAACUUUUGAAUGCAAUCAGGACUUUAUAUUGGUUGGCGAUCAACGACGUGUAUGCACCCCCGAAGGUCGUUGGAACGUGCCGGAGUACGGAUAUACGGAGUGUCUACGUCAACAGGAAUAUAGUUCUCGUCAAGCAGGUAUCACAGCUGGUAUAGUACUUGCUUGCCUAAUACCAGUUAUAGUACUGAUUAUUUUUGUGGCAUCCAGACUUCUAAAGACACAGAAAGAACAAAGAGAACAGGAGGAAGCAUUGCAUAGAGCGAGAAGUACAGAGCUCCAAAGAUUACGCAAGCUCAAAGAUGAACAAGAACCUACUUCACACACCAGUAAAGCAACAGAAAUAAAUUAAAUAAUGGACGUAUUUUUAUACAAAUUUUUUUUAUAACUUGUUUCAUAUCAUUGCACAUUGUAUUCUUAUCAUUUACUCACUUCAAGACUUAGUUAUAUUUA
Molecule: messenger RNA, 4253 nt
Organism: Bombus huntii
Lineage: Eukaryota; Metazoa; Arthropoda; Insecta; Hymenoptera; Apidae
Gene: mesh
Product: protein mesh
Exons: 16
Coding region: 349-4152 (1267 amino acids)
Biological process (GO): cell-matrix adhesion
Source: RefSeq, a predicted model, not a curated record